GUAAAGGGGAAGGGGAAGGGAAAGGUGAAGGGAAAAGGAAAGAAGGUUGCGGCAGCCCCUUUGGUCACCAAGAAACCCGCACCCCCCAAGAAGGUCCAGAACCCCCUUUUUGAGAAGAGGCCACGAAACUUUGGCAUUGGUGGAAACAUCCAGCCCAAGCGUGACUUGAGCCGCUUCUUGAAAUGGCCGAGGUACAUCCGUGUUCAGCGUCAGCGAUCUGUCCUCCUGAGGAGACUGAAGGUCCCACCCCCAAUCCAUCAAUUCAAGCAGCGUCUUGAUUCCCAGAAAGCAAGGGAACUGUUCAAGCUUCUGCAGAAGUACCGUCCUGAGAGCAAGCAGGCCAAAGUUGCCCGUCUGCGCAAGCGUGCCGAACUCCGUGCUGCUGGCAAGGAGGACGUGCCAACAAAGAGGAAGUUGAGCGUGCGCAUGGGAGUUAACACUAUAACCACUCUUGUGGAGCAGAAGAAGGCUCGUCUUGUGGUGAUUGCCUGUGAUGUUGACCCUAUUGAGAUUAUCCUGCACUUGCCAGCCCUAUGCCGCAAAAUGGGAGUUCCAUAUUGUAUUGUUGGAAACAAAUCUCGAAUGGGAAUGGUAGUUCGCAGGAAGAAUGCUACCUGCUUGGCACUCACUGAUGUGGAAGCCAAUGACCGUAACAACCUAAACAAGCUCAUUGAAGUAGUGAAGACCAACUACAAUGACCGGUAUGAGGAGAUUCGCAAGAACUGGGGUGGCGGCACCCUCAGUGCCAAGUCCAGGGCCAAGUUUGCGAAGGUUGAACGCGCAAGGGCCCGUGAGGUCAGAACUGUCUGAAUAAAGAGAUGACAAGUU
This is a messenger RNA of Penaeus vannamei (Pacific white shrimp), 828 nucleotides long. Lineage: Eukaryota; Metazoa; Arthropoda; Malacostraca; Decapoda; Penaeidae. The record is from RefSeq and is a predicted model, not a curated record.